Molecule: messenger RNA, 252 nt
Organism: Dibothriocephalus latus
Lineage: Eukaryota; Metazoa; Platyhelminthes; Cestoda; Diphyllobothriidea; Diphyllobothriidae
Source: the annotation of a GenBank genome assembly
AUGUACAAGAUUAAAGAGAAGAAGUGGAUAACAGUGGAGACAGAGGGAUGUGCACCGUCGCCUCGGAUGGGCCACUUAAUGCUCUACCAGGCCUCUGAUCCACGUUCCGAAGCGAAUAGAGCGUCUGAUGUCUCCUCAUUCUUCGUGCAUGGUGGGAUGGCGGGAGAGAAAUUCUUCGACGACUUUUACCGUUUGGAGCUUCAUCGGGUAGGUAGUGGAUUCACCAAUCUCUCUUUUGUCUUUCCUGUCUAA